CAGCCUGGGGACGGGACGGUCUCAGGCACUUCCGCUCAGGUGGCCCGGUUGUUGCGGGUUCCGUUGCGGGCUUUCCUGUGGUUAUGACAUGACCAGGCACACGUUUGCCUUGCCAGGACUUCGUAUUCUGGGAAUCUGUACCUCUCCAGAAGUAGGAAGAAAAAAAUGACCACAUUCAAGGAGAUGGUGACGUUCAAGGAUGUGGCAGUGGUCUUCACCGAGGAGGAGCUGGGGCUGCUGGACCCCUCCCAGAGGAAGCUGUACCGAGACGUGAUGCUGGAGAACUUCGGGAACCUGGUCUCUGUGGGGCAUCAACCAUUCAAACGAGAUGGAGUCCACUUGGUAAGAGAAGAAAAGUUUGGGAUGAUGAAGUUAGCAACCCAAAGAAAAGGCAUUUCAGGAGACAAAGUCCAACAUGAGGUGGAGACUAUUGCUAAAGCAGAACCACACGAAGAACUUUCCUCCUGGCAAAUCUGGCAACAGAUUGCUAAAGACUUAGCCCGGUAUCAAGACUCCAUGAUAAAGAGUUCUCAAUUCUACAAACAACAUGAUUUACCUGGCCAGGUUGGGGCAGGAUUGCCUGUGACUCACUCAGGCCAGAAAACUUACCAGGGAAAUGGGUGUAAAAAAUUCUUCAGUGAUAUCUCCAACUGUGAUCUUCAACAGUUAAACUCAAGAGCGAAGUCUCAUACAUGUCGUGAGUGUGGGAAAUGCUUCUUUUAUAGCUCAGCACUUCGUAUUCAUCAGAGAGUUCACCUGGGAGAGAGGCAGUAUCGGUGUGAUGAAUGUGGUAAGGAAUUCAGUCAGAGCUCACAUCUGCAAACUCAUCAGAAAGUCCACACCAUAGGGAAGCCAUUCAAAUGUGAAGAAUGUGGGAAAGGCUUCAGUCGUAAAUCAGAACUUAGUAAUCAUUGCAGGUUACACUCGGGAGAGAAACUUUAUAAGUGUAAGGGAUGCGGGAAGGCCUUCAUUAAUGCUUGUCAUCUUCAGGACCAUCAGAGAAUCCACACUGGGGAGAAGCCAUUUAAGUGUGAUAUCUGUGGUAAGAGCUUUCGUCGUAGAUCGGCACUUAAUAGUCAUUGUGUAGUCCACACAGGAGAAAAACCAUACAGAUGUGAGGAUUGUGGAAAGUCCUAUACUUGGCGUUCACGUCUUCGUAUCCAUAAGAAAGUCCACAUGGGACAGAAGCCACACAAAUGUGAGGAAUGUGGAAAGAGCUUCUUUUCUAGGACACAUCUUUAUUACCACCGGAGGUUCCACACAGAGGAGAAACCCUAUCAUUGUAAAGAAUGUGGGAAGAGCUUCAGAUGGGUUUCCCCUCUUUUGACACAUCAGCGAGUCCACAGUGGAGAAAAACCAUUCAAAUGUGAAGAGUGUGGGAAGGGAUUUGGUCAGAAAUCAUGCCUGCAAGCUCAUCAGAAAGUCCACACCAGAGAAAAACCAUACAAAUGUGAGGAGUGUGGGAAGGGCUACAAGACAAGCUUGGAUCUUGAUGUGCACCAGAGUGUGCAUAUGGGAGAGAACCCAUACACCUGUAGGGCAUGUGGUAAGCACUUCACUAGGACCUCAAAUCUUAAAGUUCAUCAGAGAGUCCAUACUGGAGAGAAACCAUACAAAUGUAAUGUGUGUGGUAAGGUCUUCAGUCAAUCUGGACAUCUAAAAUCUCAUCAGAGAGUUCACACAGGGGAGAAACCUUACAAGUGUAAGAUAUGUGGUAAGCAGUUCAGUUCAAGUUCAUAUGUUAAAAUUCAUCACAGAAUCCAUGCUGGUGAUAAAUUUCAUCCAGUCUCAUAGGAGAACAGUAAAGUGAAUGUUUCAUCCAUAGCUGAAUAUAUCUCGGUGAUCUCAAGAUCACACAAAGGGUGCAAUGAGGGCUUUAGUUAAGGCCUUAGCAGUUGAAAUUAUCACUCAAGAAACAGGCUGUUGAAAUAAUCUUUCCUUAAGCACUUAAUCAAACUCUAAUGGAUAUUAAAAUUGAUGUCUCCUGGAAUAUAAUCUUCAUGAGGGCAAGAAGUUUAUUUGCUGCUGAAUUUAUAUAAUAAACAUUGAGUAGCACUCUG
Molecule: messenger RNA, 2060 nt
Organism: Neogale vison (American mink)
Lineage: Eukaryota; Metazoa; Chordata; Mammalia; Carnivora; Mustelidae
Product: zinc finger protein 234-like
Exons: 5
Coding region: 166-1794 (542 amino acids)
Biological process (GO): negative regulation of transcription by RNA polymerase II
Molecular function (GO): RNA polymerase II cis-regulatory region sequence-specific DNA binding; DNA-binding transcription repressor activity, RNA polymerase II-specific
Source: RefSeq, a predicted model, not a curated record